AUGGCGCUUCAAACGAAACUACCAAAAUUGAAGCCUAAAGAGGAAAUCGGUAUAAAAGCUGCUCAUUUGCUAGGUCCGAGCUUAGAAUGUAAGUUCGAUGAAUUGAAGUAUGAAAUUCUGAACAAAAUCGAUAAAGAAGUCAACGAUUCUAAGAACGCCAGAGAUUACAUAUCACAAAAGUAUGAUGAACUUUGUAAUAAAAUCCAGUAUUUGUCAGAACUGGACUCUACCGUUCAUGGGUUUAGAAGUGACGUAAAAUCUAUAGAGAAACAGAUAAUAGAGCUGGCAUCUAGAGUCGAUGAUAUUGAAAAAAGGACAAUAUUCAAAGAAUGCCCAUCUAUAACUUCGUCUAUAAUUGGAGAAGUUAAA
Brenthis ino (lesser marbled fritillary) is the source of this 369-nucleotide messenger RNA. The record is from the annotation of a GenBank genome assembly. Lineage: Eukaryota; Metazoa; Arthropoda; Insecta; Lepidoptera; Nymphalidae.